Messenger RNA from Neomonachus schauinslandi (Hawaiian monk seal), 638 nucleotides. RefSeq names its product 60S ribosomal protein L17-like. The transcript is spliced from 3 exons. Gene Ontology annotation, cellular component: cytosolic large ribosomal subunit; ribosome. Gene Ontology annotation, molecular function: structural constituent of ribosome. The record is from RefSeq and is a predicted model, not a curated record. The coding region runs from base 54 to 608 and encodes 184 amino acids. Lineage: Eukaryota; Metazoa; Chordata; Mammalia; Carnivora; Phocidae. Gene Ontology annotation, biological process: cytoplasmic translation.
GAGGAGCCAACGGGCUGGCUCUUCCCCUAAGCGGCCUGAGGUGACCUCUGAAAAUGGUUCGCUAUUCACUUGACCCAGAAAACCCUACGAAAUCAUGUAAAUCAAGAGGUUCAAAUCUUCGUGUUCACUUUAAGAACACACGUGAAACUGCCCAGGCCAUCAAGAGUAUGCGUAUCCGAAAAGCCACCAAGUAUCUGAAAGACGUCACUUUACAGAAGCAGUGUGUGCCAUUCCGUCGCUACAAUGGUGGAGUUGGUAGGUGUGCCCAGGCCAAACAGUGGGGCUGGACACAGGGUCGGUGGCCCAAGAAGAGUGCUGAAUUUUUACUGCACAUGCUUAAAAAUGCAGAGAGUAAUGCUGAACUUAAGGGUUUAGAUGUUGAUUCUCUGGUCAUUGAGCACAUCCAGGUGAACAAAGCCCCCAAGAUGCGGCGUAGAACGUACAGGGCUCAUGGUCGGAUUAACCCAUACAUGAGCUCUCCUUGCCACAUUGAGAUGAUCCUUACUGAAAAAGAGCAGAUUGUUCCUAAACCAGAAGAGGAGGUUGCACAGAAGAAAAAGAUAUCCCAGAAGAAACUGAAGAAACAAAAACUUAUGGCCCGGGAGUAAGUUCUGCAGAAUAAAUGCAAAUAAAAAUAA